Molecule: messenger RNA, 2136 nt
Organism: Brassica napus (rape)
Lineage: Eukaryota; Viridiplantae; Streptophyta; Magnoliopsida; Brassicales; Brassicaceae
Product: probable receptor-like protein kinase At2g42960
Exons: 8
Coding region: 523-2016 (497 amino acids)
Biological process (GO): protein phosphorylation
Molecular function (GO): ATP binding; protein kinase activity
Source: RefSeq, a predicted model, not a curated record
AGCUAUAAAUGCCACAGUUGUCAAAAGAUACACCUUCUUUGCUUUCCCUUCACUGCUCUCUCUCUCUUUUCCUUUUCUCAUUGUUUUGUUUUCUUCAAAUUGCAAAAAACAAGCUCUCUUUCCAGCUUCAGAACAGACUCACCAACAAUCUCACCCAACUCUUUUCCUCUCUUUGACCUCUCAUUAACUCCCACUUAUCUCCAAACCCUAUCUCUAUUUACAUACAUUCAUCCUUUUGUUGUGUGUCUUAUAUACUUUCCAUUAAACCAUACUUUAAUAAAAACUCCAUCUUUCUUCCAUUUCCUUGUUCAUUUUCUGGGUUUAUUUGGUUGGCUCAAAAGCUUAAAAUCUUGAGACAAACUUCAAUUGCAAUUCACCAUUAGCUUACAUAUCUACUUGGGUUUGCUUCAAAAUCAAAGAAAGGUGGAACCUUUAUUCUUUAUGCCGAUGAUUAAUCGAAAAGUCAAGAGCUUUGUCGCUACAUUCUAAGGUGGGAAGUUGUGUGAGCAAAGGGAUUGAAAGAUGUCAUCUGAGAGUCCUUUGAGUAAUGAAAUGUCAAGGAAGAUCUCUUUGUUUGGUUUGACUGAUGUGAAACUGUGGGUGUUGGUUUGUUUUGUGGUUGGCACAUUCGUGGCUUUGGUUCUCUUCAUCUUAUACGUAUGGAUUGCAUUCCGCCGCAAAUCAUCUCAAAAGUUGUUACCUUUCAGUCAGAUUCCACGCGUGGCGAAGGAUAUAAGGGUUGAUGAUAGAGUUGGGUUUCAAAACCACAGUGAAAAUUUAUGUAUUGCUGAUAAACCGACUGAUAGAAGCUCAGGGAAGAUGAUGGCUUACUUGGGAAGAACGAAGUCUAGCGAUAAUGAUAGUAUAAGUCAGUGUAGCUCUGUGCAUCAUCACGAGAGAGCUUACAGUUCUCACUCCGGUGAAGAAGGAAGCUUUGGAACGGCUUGGAGACAAGGUUCCCUUGUAACAGCGUCUCCUUUGGUUGGUUUGCCGGAGAUAUCUCAUCUUGGGUGGGGACACUGGUUUACUCUUAGGGAUCUUCAGCUAGCCACCAACCGUUUUGCUCCAGAGAAUGUAAUCGGUGAAGGUGGUUAUGGUGUGGUUUACAAAGGUACUCUCAUCAAUGGUAAUGAUGUUGCUGUAAAGAAGCUUCUGAACAAUCUGGGACAGGCUGAGAAGGAGUUUCGAGUUGAAGUUGAGGCUAUUGGUCAUGUACGGCACAAGAAUCUUGUAAGGCUUCUAGGUUAUUGCAUAGAGGGUGUUCAUCGGAUGCUUGUUUAUGAGUAUGUGAAUAGUGGUAAUUUAGAACAAUGGUUACAUGGAGACGUAGGGGAACAUAGAACUCUCACUUGGGAGGCACGUAUGAAGAUCUUAACUGGUACUGCACAAGCGCUUGCUUAUUUACAUGAAGCUAUAGAACCAAAAGUAAUACAUAGAGACAUAAAAGCAAGCAAUAUCCUGAUUGAUGAUGAGUUCAACGCAAAGCUUUCGGAUUUUGGGUUAGCCAAGCUCUUAGACUCUGGUGAGAGUCACAUAACCACUAGAGUCAUGGGCACUUUUGGGUAUGUAGCACCUGAAUAUGCUAAUACAGGUCUAUUAAACGAGAAGAGUGACAUAUACAGCUUUGGUGUCCUGCUCCUAGAAGCUGUAACUGGAAGAGAUCCAGUUGAUUAUGAACGUCCAGCUAAUGAGGUGAAUCUGGUUGAGUGGUUAAAGAUGAUGGUGGGAACGAGAAGAGCUGAAGAAGUUGUUGAUCCAAAGAUUGAACCAAAACCAGCUACACGUGCCCUGAAACGUGCACUUCUUGUUGCCCUGAGAUGUUUAGAUCCUGAGUCAGAGAAACGACCCAAAAUGAGCCAGGUUGUGCGGAUGCUUGAAUCCGAUGACCAACUUUUUCGUGAGGAAAGGAGGAACAGAAAGAGUAGAACAGCAAGUAUGGAGAUUGUGGAGACCAUGGAGGAAACAAGCAAACGGCCUGAGCACUCAGAGAAGAACCAUACUACAAAACCUGACUAGACUCAUGAAUAGGAGAAAACAUUUGAUCAUACAAUUAUUGUUUUUGAGUUAAUUAAUUGUUGUAAUAUAAUCAUCCACCGAGUAAGAGAUUUGAGUUGUACAACAACAAUGUCGACAUCA